GUCAAAAACGUCAUCCUCGUCGGUGCCUCGGGCAACCUCGGCCCCAUCAUCGUCAAGACCUUUGCCCGCCACGCGCCGCAUUUCAACUUCUCGAUCCUCACCCGUCACGACUCCAAUUCCACCUCCACCUUCCCCGCCAACAUCCCCGUCCUCCGCGCCGACUACUCCUCCCUGGACUCCCUCACCGCAGCCUUCAAGGACCAAGACGCCGUUGUAUCCCUCGUUGGCCCAGCGUUCCUCGCGAAACAGACCAUCCUCGUCGACGCGGCCAUUGCAGCGGGCGUGAAGUUGUUCCUGCCGAGCGAGUAUGGGUCCGACACGGCGGAUGAGAGGUUGAGGGAGGUGGUGCCCAUGUUCGAGGUCAAGAAGAAUAUCGUCGAUUAUCUGAAGCAGAGGGAGGAUAAGAUUAGUUGGAGUGCGGUUAUUGUGGGUGGAUUCUUCGAUUGGGGCAUCACAUCCACCUUCCUCGGCUUCAACGCCUCGACCAAGACCGCCACCCUCGUCGACAACGGCACCGUCCCCUUCACCACCACAAACACCACCACCAUCGCCCGCGCGCUCAUUGCCAUCCUAUCCAACCCGUCCGUCGCACGCAACCAAUACGUCUACAUCUCGUCCUUCACCCCGACGGGCGCCGAUAUCCUCGCCGCCGCGGAGCGCAUCACGGGCGCCCAAUGGACCGUCAAACACGUUUCUAGCGACGACUUGGUGAAAGAUGGGAAGGAGAAGGUGGCGAAGGGGGAUCGCAUGGGGGUGGUGUCGUUGUUGUUGGCGGGGCUGUUGGGGAAGGAAGGGUUGGGGGAUAAUCGGAAGAAGGGGAGUGAGGAGUGGAAUCAGCGGUUGGGGUUGGAGGGGGAGGAUUUUGAGGGUAGUGUGAGG
Messenger RNA from Westerdykella ornata, 879 nucleotides. Its product is annotated as NAD(P)-binding protein. The transcript has 3 exons. Gene Ontology annotation, molecular function: oxidoreductase activity. The record is from RefSeq and is a predicted model, not a curated record. The annotation marks the transcript as partial. NCBI's taxonomy places the organism in Eukaryota, Fungi, Ascomycota, Dothideomycetes, Pleosporales, Sporormiaceae.